Messenger RNA from Eremothecium cymbalariae DBVPG#7215, 2415 nucleotides. It is a transcript of the gene GLN4, whose product is annotated as glutamine--tRNA ligase. Gene Ontology annotation, biological process: translation; glutaminyl-tRNA aminoacylation. The transcript has a single exon. Gene Ontology annotation, molecular function: glutamine-tRNA ligase activity; ATP binding. The record is from RefSeq and is a predicted model, not a curated record. NCBI's taxonomy places the organism in Eukaryota, Fungi, Ascomycota, Saccharomycetes, Saccharomycetales, Saccharomycetaceae. Bases 1 to 2415 code for a protein of 804 amino acids. Gene Ontology annotation, cellular component: cytoplasm; cytosol.
AUGGAUUCAGUAGAACAACUUACCGAGGUAUUUAGCAAUAUUGGGUUCGAAGAACCAAAGAUUAAGGAAAUAUUGAAGAAUAAGAAGGUUUCUCAUUCUUUAGAGACUUUAAUAAAGAAUGCGCCAUCAGAUUUCAACUGGGAUAAAAGCUCUAGGGCUCUUUUACAUACCUUAGCGUCUUUUUUGAAAGGUUCUGAGCUGUCCAAUCAAAAUUUGAUUGUUCAAGGAAUUGUCAAGGGGGAUUUGAAGACAGUGUUGCAAGUUGAUGCGGCUUACAAGUAUGUCAAGAGAGCAAGUGAGAAUGCAUCUUUGGAUGAGAUGAACGUAGAAAGUGGAGUUGGUAUUGAUGUUAGUGAAGAAGAGGCAACGCGGCAUGUUGUCAACUACCUAGAAGCAAACAAGGAGAGGGUUAUUGCGGAAAGGUAUAAGUUGGUGCCAAGUAUCUUUGCUGAGGUUAAAAGCCUUCCAGAAUUGAAAUGGGCGGAGCCUCGUUUGUUUAAGGCAAUCAUAGACCGUGAGGUUUUGAAGCUGUUGGGACCCAAGGACGAGAGAGAUGUUGUGAAGAAAGAAAAGAAGAAAAAGGGGUCCAAAAGUGGGGGGGACAAGGGAAAUGUUUCCGUAGCGGGCGGUACAGCUGAGGGUACUAAGAGAACAAUGUUUACAGAAGGGUUUCUGGGAGAUCUCCACAAGGUUGGAGAAAACCCACAGGCAUAUCCGGAACUAAUGGAGGAGCACUUAAAAGCUACUGGAGGUAGGGUGCAGACAAGAUUUCCCCCGGAACCGAAUGGGUAUUUGCACAUUGGUCAUUCGAAGGCCAUCAUGGUUAAUUUUGGUUAUGCAAAAUACCACAAUGGUAUCUGUUAUUUGAGAUUCGAUGACACUAAUCCUGAAGCUGAAGCUCCAGAGUAUUUUGAAAGUAUUGAGAGGAUGGUUACUUGGUUGGGGUUUAAGCCAUGGAAGAUUACAUAUUCCAGUGACUAUUUUGACCAACUGUAUGAUUUAGCUGAGGUCUUGAUCCAAAACAACAAGGGAUAUGUGUGUCACUGUACAGGAGAGGAGAUCAAGCGUGGGCGUGGUAUUAAGGAAGAUGGCACUCCAGGUGGUGAAAGAAAGUCAUGUAGUCAUCGUGAAAGGUCCAUCACUGAAAACCUAGCUGCAUUCAGAAAGAUGAGGGAUGGUUUUUAUAAACCAGGGGAAGCCAUUUUAAGAAUGAAGCAAGAUUUAAAUUCUCCGUCACCUCAAAUGUGGGAUCUUAUUGCCUACAGAGUCUUGGACGCUCCCCAUCCAAGAACAGGCUCGAAGUGGAAAAUCUACCCAACUUAUGACUUUACCCACUGUUUGGUGGAUUCUUUCGAAAAUAUUACCCAUUCCCUAUGUACCACUGAAUUUUACCUAUCAAGAGAAUCCUAUGAAUGGCUCUGUGACCAGGUUCACGUUUUUAGGCCAGCCCAAAGAGAAUACGGUAGGCUGAAUAUUACGGGUACCGUCUUAUCCAAGAGAAAAAUUGCAAGGUUGGUUAAUGAAAAAUACGUCAGAGGCUGGGAUGACCCUCGUUUAUUCACUUUAGAAGCAAUUCGUAGGCGUGGUAUCCCCCCUGGAGCUAUAUUGUCAUUCAUCAAUACUUUGGGUGUCACAACCACCACUACAAACAUUCAAGUUGUCAGGUUCGAAAGUGCUAUCCGAAAGUACCUGGAAGAUACAACGGCAAGAUUGAUGUUCCUAUUGGACCCAAUCGAGGUAGUCGUCAACAACCUACCAGAAGACUACCAAGAGUUAGUCACCAUACCAUACAGACCAGGCACUCCUGAAUUUGGUGACAGAACAGUUCCCUUUACCAAGCGCUUCUACAUCGAACGGACUGAUUUCUCCGAAAAUACCGCCGAUAAGGAAUUCUUUAGAUUAACACCUAACCAAUCUGUGGGCCUGAUUAAGGUCCCUUACACGGUCGCCUUCCAAUCUCUGGAAAAGGACGCCCACGGUAACAUUGUUAGGAUCCACGUCAACUACGAAAAUGAUACACCAAACAACAAACCUAAAAAACCGAAAACUUACAUCCAAUGGGUCCCCAUCUCUCCUGCACACAACUCUCCUGUUAGAAUCGCAGAAACUAGAGUCUACAACCAAUUGUUUAAAUCUGAAAACCCAUCAGGAGAUCCCGCUGACAUCUCCCCGGACAGUGAAAUAAUCUACAAAACAAGCGUUGUGGAACAUAAUUUCCGCCACGUGAUCAAAAAUUCUCCAUGGGUAGUUGAUACCACCAGGGAAUCCGAAUUCUACGUUGACGAGCCACAUGCCUCCAACGAAGUCUGCCGCUUUCAGGCCAUGAGAGUAGGUUACUUCACCCUUGACAAAGACUCUACCGAUGAUGAAAUAAUAUUGAAUAGAAUUGUCAGCCUGAAAGAUGGUUCAAAGUAA